This is a messenger RNA of Chiloscyllium plagiosum (whitespotted bambooshark), 4586 nucleotides long. NCBI's taxonomy places the organism in Eukaryota, Metazoa, Chordata, Chondrichthyes, Orectolobiformes, Hemiscylliidae. The record is from RefSeq and is a predicted model, not a curated record.
CUGCAUGGAAUACAUCAGGCGGGUCAUGGCUGGAGCUACACGAAUGCACGUUUCCGUUGUGAUGAAGAGCAGGGUGAUUUGUGGCGAAGGUUUGGGAGCCCGGAAGUGGUGCGCGUUGGUAUGUUGUCAUUCCCAUCAGGGAGCUGAGGGAGGAAAGCAUUGGUUGCCGGAGCACGGGGCUGUGCUGGAUGUUAGCGAGCAAGUCACAGGGAAGGCUGCAUCCUCCCACCCAGGGACAGUCAGUACUGAAUCCUCUCUCUCACCCUCCCACCCAGGAACAAGGUGCACAAGACCGGGAACCUCCCCACCUCCAUCCUCGGUCAAUCCAUCCCAGCUUGUGAAGUUGCACCUGAUCGGAUCGGCUGGAGGGGGAUGGAAAAGAGAAAUGAGCGAUCUCGCUGAGGAAUCCAUGAGCGAUCCGACCGGUCACUUCCAGACGCUGGCGCUCCGAGCUGUCGAUCUCCCGGUGUCUCUCUAUCGCUCCCUGCCCGAGGUAAAGCUCCCUCCUCUUGUGAGGAAACUCUUGCUGAUCUCCGUCGUGGGGGCUGCUUCACUCGCUAUUUUGACUCACCAGUUAAAACGAAAGCGUGGGAAGAAAAAGCAGGAAGAGGAGACGGAGAAAGAGCAGUCGCCAUGGGAACAGGAGCUUUUCAUACCUGAAUUUUCCAGGACAGCAGCAUCAGAGAAAGGUUCGAGUUGUGCCAGCAGUCGGCAGAACCUGAGCCUCUCCCUGCAGUCAAAGGGAUCACAAUCGCUCAACACUUACGCAUCUGUGGGACUCCUCAGCAAGUACUCUGGCUCAGUGCAGAGCCUGGCCUCACCAAUGAAGUGCCCUCACAGUUGCACCCUAGGUCAGAGUCGGUUUGUGCACAGCAAGAUCCCACCAAUAAACAAGCAGACUGUUGCGAAUGCAGGAAAACUGAAACAGACAGAGGGAAAGCUGGAGGAACUCAGCUGGUCUGGCACCAUCCGCAGAGAGAGAAUCCGUUUCGAGGCCAGGAUGCUGCCAGAACCUGCUGACCUUCUAACAGUGGCAGCUUGCCGGCAACUGCAGUCAUCUACUGUUAGGAUGGAGCUGUUUGAGGAAGCUCUUCAGCGUUGGGAGCAGGCUUUGUCUUUCCGUAGCAGACAGGUGGAGGAUGAGGCGAACUGCACCGCUGUCAAACUGGGGGCUGGAGACGCAAUAGCAGAAGAAACAGUGGAGGACAUAAUUAGUGCAGAAUUCAUACACAAACUGGAGUCUUUACUCCAGCGGGCUUAUCGUCUGCAGGAGGAGUUUGAAGCCACUCUGGGUACACCUGACCCAAUUUCUCUUGUGAACGAUAUCGACAGGGAAACUGACAUCACAGUCAGAGACACCGAAGACUUCUGUCUGAGAGACACCACCAGCAUCGCAUCGACAGACUCUUUUGUCUCAGCAGCUGAACUAACAGAGCAUCGAGACAAUCGAGGCAGCACCUACGGUCUGGGCUCAUGGUGUCACCUGCCGAUCUAUGAAGAAGCGAUGCACUUGGCAGAAGAUGGAAGAGUAUUUUGCCGGGUGUUAAGGACCGAGUUGCUGGAAUGUGUUGGGGACAUUGAUUUUCUUGCCAAGGUGCACUGUGUGCGUCAAGCUUUCCAGAUAAUUCUUUCCGAUGUAAUUAAUAGAAGGUUUUUCGCAGAAGUGGGAAAGAAGGUUCUGUCCGCGAUUAUGACAAAAGCACAUAAGAAUCCAAAAAGGUUUGAGGCCGUCUAUGAAGAUAUGAUGUAUUUUCUGCAGCAAACUGAUCACUGGGAGAUGACUCAGCGAGAGCUAGCAGCUCGAGGGGUUAAAUACAUUAAUUUUUAUGAUGUUGUCCUGGACUUCAUCCUGAUGGAUUCCUUCGAAGAUCUGGACAAUCCGCCUACUUCGAUAUUGAAUGUGGUCAAUAAUCGUUGGCUCAACAAUUCCUUCAAGGAGACUGCUGUGGCUUCAAGUUGUUGGUCUGUCCUGAAAAGCAAGAGACAGCAGAUGAAGGUACCCAACGGCUUCAUUGCUCAUUUCUACGCUGUCUGUGAGCACAUCAGUCCGAUAUUGGCCUGGGGCUUCUUAGGGCCCAGAGACUCCCUCUACGAUUUGUGCUGCUUCUUCAAGGAACAAGUUCUUUUCUUCUUGAAGGACAUCUUUGACUUUGAGAAGGUGAGGUACACCAGCACUGAGUGUCUUGCUGAGGACAUCUUACACUUGAUACAGCGUCGCACUGAGCUCCUGAUGGCUUAUCUCGGAACAGACAGCCUGAGGCAUCUGAAUGGAUAUAUUGGACUGCCCCUGCCUAAUGGAUGCUUGGAAGCACAAGCACCAUAAAUCAGCUCUGUGUGAGGGUUAUCAUGAGAACACUUCAUGUAAGGGUGUCUGUAAAACCUUGCAGACCCCCUAAACCAACCCAUUAUAUUUCUUCGUCACGACAUUUUGUCUCCAUUUGAACUUUGUCAGUCCUUACAUUUGCAAAAGGGUGUCCUGUUGAUCCAUUGCAGAGGCAUGGGCACUAGCUGUGGGCUAUUAUUACAGUGCAGUACUGAAGGAGUGCUGCAUUGUUAGUGGUAUUGUCUUUUGAAUGGAGGAUUAAAUUGGCACAACAAAAUUUGAAAGAAGGACAAGGGAAUUCUCUCCAGUGUCCUGCCAAAUAUUUAUCCAAUGCCACUAAAUGAGUGUUUCCCGCUUACACUUCCAAACUACUUCAUUGGCUGUAAUUGAUUUGCAAUGUCCUGGGAGUGUAAAAGGAGCUAUAUAAAUGCAAGAUCUUACUUCCCUUUGCUCGAUUACUGCUGAAUCACAAUUCAGUAUCAGGAUUGUGAGUGUUUGCUCUUAAUUUAGAUUAUGGGAAUCACAAGGCUCUGUACAACCAUCAAGGAUAGAAAUCUGUAUAUAACAACAGAUAUUGGAACAUUGCAUAUGUUCACUUGGUAGCCCUCGCACACCAGUGGUUCAAAGUACAAGACAGCACUGGGACCUGGUUCCACCUCCCAAUGGGAACCAGACAGAGUAUAGUGAAGCAAAUUUGUUCUCAUCGUGUGACAGGGGCAAGCCUUGCAGAAGCACCUAUCCUGGGACAGCGAUGACAGAACAUGUUGUAAGGUGCCUAUAAUUAAUGAUAGACUCAGGGAGGUUUCCAGAUGAAAGUAUCCAGGAUUUUCAUUUCCAUGUUGCUUUGAAAAACAGACUGGUUGUCCAGUUGAAGAUUCCACUUGCAAUUAUGAAUAUUUGGCAGAGGGCCACUCCAAUAACUGUAUUACCUGCAAUAUACUUUGUGAAACUUUGGGUUGUCUGCUAAGUUGUUAUUCCUUUCUGGUUUUGAGCUUGACCAGUAGGAAUACAGUCCAGGGUUGCCACCUUUAAUCAAACUUAACACCAGACAAAGCACAACUGCAGGGUGUGUAUUGGUAUGGGACAGGGGGAGAAUAGAGGAUGGUAUAGAUUUAGGCCAAGGGGAUGGCAUACGAUCAGGGCAGAAAGUAUCUUAAGGUUGGAGCAGGAUGUUGGCUAAUAAAGGAACCACACUUGAGAUAGGAUCAGAGCUGGGGAUGAUGCGAUAAGGUUGGAGCAGUGUGACCUGAGGGGGGAGGAGGGGGAAUCGGAAUUAUUCUGAGAAAGGGAUAGGAUAGAUCAAAGGAAUGGUGCAGAUCAGACAAUGGAUUGAUGGGUUUGGGGUCGGUUAUUACAUUGAAGCAAAUAUCUUAGAAAUGAGGGAAGAAUGGAACAAUAUCAGCCAGAUGAGGCAGGGUAAUUUUAUUUAUCCCUUCACAGAAUGUGGGUGUUACUGGGCAUUGAUUGUCCAUCCCUAAUUACCCAGAGAGCAGUUAAGUAUCAACCACAGUACUGUGGGUCUGGAGUCACGUGUAGGUCAGACCAGGUAAGGACAGUCUUCCCCAAAGGAUGGGCUUUUUUCCAGCAAUCAGAAUAGUUUCAUGGCCAUCAUUAGACUCUUAAUUCCAAAUAUUUAUUGAAUUGAUAUUCCACCAACUGUCAUGGCAGGAUGUCACCCAAAGUCCCAGAACUUUACCAAGAUUAAUAGUCUAGUGAAUAUACCAUUAGGUCAUCACCUCCCUUGGUAAUAUUGAGGGGAGGACAGGGCAGAGAAAGGUGCAUGGGAAGGGAUAAUAUUGAGGUGUGGAUUUGGCAGUAGCAGUGAUGGAAUCAUGUCUUUAAUUCUGAUAUUUGCUGAUGUCUCCCAGUCGGUAAGGAAAUAAGUGAGCAAUGUGGGGUGGUUUCCUCCUUACAUACACUAGGUAAUAUAGUCUGUACAAUUCCUCUAUGUGCUGUUAGCAAUCAGGUUAACCCAUUUAGACUAAACAUAUAAAGAUGCAUUGAAAGGGAAGCUCGCUAAGCAUGUGAAGGAGAAAGGAAUAGAAAAUUAACAGUGAUAAAUGAAAUAAGAUGAGAGGAGCCUUCUUUGGAAUGCUGUCACUAACAUAGACUGAAUGGCCUGUUGCUGCACUAUGCAUUCUGUGGAUGUUAGUAAGCUCACCAUUAUCCCAUUAUCUCAUUAAAGAGAUUAUCCUGAGGGUCACCACACCUCUGGUGAGGGGAGAGAUUGAGAAGGAGAGCCCUUCAUUUGGUUUGAUUUGAU